GCGGGACGCCCUCUUCUCCGCCUGAUACGCGCUCUGCAGAAAUGAAGGCGAUUUGUGUCCUGAAAGGAAGCACUGAGGUGACCGGCGUGGUCCGCUUCGAACAGGAAGGAGAUGGACCAGUAACCGUUACCGGUCAAAUCACUGGCCUGACUGAUGGGAAGCAUGGCUUUCAUAUCCACGCAUAUGGAGAUAACACCAACGGCUGUGUAAGUGCUGGUCCACACUUCAACCCCCACGGCAAGACCCAUGGUGGGCCAGAUGAUGAAGUGAGGCAUGUUGGAGACCUUGGAAAUCUAACAUCUGUUGGUGGUGUUGCUGAUAUAAAUAUUAAAGAUAAACUAAUUUGUUUAAAAGGAGAGCAUUCUAUCAUUGGACGCACAGCAGUGGUCCAUGAGAAGGAAGAUGACUUGGGAAAAGGUGGAGACAAUGAGAGCCUAAUAACUGGCAAUGCUGGUGGGCGUUUGGCCUGUGGAGUCAUUGGAAUUUGCCAGUAAAAUGGAAUUGUAUGGCAUUAUUCAUUCAGUUUAACCACCACCACCUAUUACACGUGUUCUGUUAUGUCUGCAGUUUGGUUCUGUUCAGUUCCAGUAAAUUAAUCUCAAGUGCUGUUGGCAACUGUUGCAUUGCAUAAUUUUAUAUAAAAGCACUGGUAACAUUAAA
This is a messenger RNA of Rana temporaria (common frog), 660 nucleotides long. RefSeq names its product superoxide dismutase 1 (gene SOD1). Bases 42 to 494 code for a protein of 150 amino acids. Gene Ontology annotation, cellular component: nucleus; cytosol; mitochondrion. The transcript is spliced from 5 exons. Lineage: Eukaryota; Metazoa; Chordata; Amphibia; Anura; Ranidae. Gene Ontology annotation, biological process: removal of superoxide radicals. Gene Ontology annotation, molecular function: copper ion binding; superoxide dismutase activity. The record is from RefSeq and is a predicted model, not a curated record.